This is a messenger RNA of Ruditapes philippinarum (Manila clam), 1775 nucleotides long. RefSeq names its product Fanconi anemia group J protein homolog. Lineage: Eukaryota; Metazoa; Mollusca; Bivalvia; Venerida; Veneridae. Gene Ontology annotation, molecular function: ATP binding; DNA helicase activity; nucleic acid binding. The coding region runs from base 90 to 1775 and encodes 561 amino acids. The record is from RefSeq and is a predicted model, not a curated record. The transcript is spliced from 10 exons. Gene Ontology annotation, cellular component: nucleus. Gene Ontology annotation, biological process: double-strand break repair involved in meiotic recombination; nucleotide-excision repair.
UUCUAAAAUAGUUUGUUAUAUUGUAGGUAUUUCUAGGAGCUGUAGGUGUUGGACCUUCUGGUAACCAGUUACAAGCUGUAUACAGAAACAUGGAAACGUUUACCUUCCAAGAUGAACUGGGAAAUUUAAUUCAUCAAGUUUGCACUAAAGUUCCACAUGGCGUCCUAUGUUUCCUGCCGUCCUACAGAGCACUGGAGAAAUUUAUAGAUAGGUGGAAGCUUACAGGAUUAUGGAAUAAGUUGUCAACCCGUAAACGUGUAAUGGUAGAACCUAGAGCAGCUGAUAGGGAAGAUUUUGAUGGCAUGAUGAAAGCAUUCUACGAGGUUGUCAAGGGAGAUCUAUAUAAUCCUUAUCUGGAUGAAGCUGAGUGUAAUGAUGAUGACUCGGAGAUAGAUGGCGCUCUAUUCUUUGCUGUAUGCCGAGGUAAAGUUAGCGAGGGGAUGGAUUUUGCUGAUGACAAUGCCAGAGCUGUUAUUACAGUUGGAAUACCUUAUCCUAGCUUUAAAGAUGUCCAGGUGAAGCUUAAAAGAGAGUACAACGACAAACAUAAGAUUGAUAGAGGACUUCUAAGUGGAGGUGACUGGUAUGAAAUCCAGGCAUUCAGGGCAUUAAACCAGGCUCUAGGAAGGUGUAUAAGACACAGAAAAGACUGGGGAGCCUUGAUCAUUGUUGAUGAUAGAUUUGUUAAAAGAACAGAAAAAUAUUGCAAGAGUUUGUCAAGAUGGGUAAGAUCAAAGGUACAAACAUUUGAUGUGUUCUCUGACUUUCUCACGUCCAUGUCAAACUUUACUGAGAAAAUGAUCAAAGAAAUGCCCAAAGUGAGUCCAGACACAUCAUUUAUUCCCAGUACACCAUGUGACGACAGAAGAGAUUCUGUUUAUAAGAGACAUUCGCUAGAUAAUUCAUACUUAAAUAAUACCAUACAGGCUUCACCUUAUUUCACAAGUCCACCAUUGAGUCAGUCUCCAGAUUUGCAAAAUCUAUUUAGAACUCCUGAAACCUCAAGCAAGAGAAGAUCAAUAUCUAGCCCAGUUGCUCCAGUGUUUCCUGGAGUUACCUCCAUUACAGUACACCAACAAGUGUUUCCUGGAGUUACUUCCCCUACGAUACAGCAACAAGUACUUACAGGAGUAACCUCCCUUAAUGUACAGCAGCAGAUUCUGAAUGUGAUUAAUUCAGGGACAGGACCAAAAGAUCAGCCAUAUUACAUUAUUGUAAACCAAGGGACGUCGAGUGAACAAACAUUUCUUAUAGAACCAAACAAACAUGGAGGUAAUCAGCAGAUGCCCGCCCAGAUGCCAUCAAUGGUUCCUCCGAUUGUACCCUUAACACAAGCAACAGGUCAACAACAAGUGGUGUUGAACAUGCCUGGAACCAAUCAGCAUCAAACUAUUUUACUGACAAUGCCUCAACUUCCUGUGCAGGGAACCAACUUGCCACAGUCUGCCCCUAUUCCGGGAACCAGUCUAAAAUCUGAUUUCAGAGGAGGUAAUCAGCUGGACAGAACAAAUUCCACAGAUGGUAUAAAAUCAGAAAAUGUGUCUAAAGAAGAAAAGAAAGCAGAUAUAGUGUUCACUCUUGGGUCGAGCACACUUAGUGCAGAAGAACAACUGAAGAAAUUUGUUAGUUCAAAUCAAGCUCCACGAAAUCAGGCCUACUAUGUUGUUGUAAAUAAAGGGGAGACAAAUGAGAGGGCAUUCUUUAUUGAACCAAACAAAAAAGGAAAAUCUAAACCUAACACGGAAAAGAAAAUUGAAGCAGGUAAUUACAUGUAA